Molecule: messenger RNA, 582 nt
Organism: Porites lobata
Lineage: Eukaryota; Metazoa; Cnidaria; Anthozoa; Scleractinia; Poritidae
Source: the annotation of a GenBank genome assembly
AUGCCUCAUUCCACCACAGGUGAACCACCCUCACUGCUUCUCAUGGGCCGGAGACUGCGCAACCGGCUGGAUUUGCUGACACCUUCACUUGGAACACAUGUGGAGGCUCGCCAAUACAGUACCAUGGUGAGUCGUACAGCACAUAGAGGCUUCUGCAAGUUCAAUGCCGGCGAUUCCGUUCUAGCUCGAAAUUUUGGAAGGGGAGGAAAAUGGGGGCGUGGAGUAGUUACUGAAGUCCUUGGGUCUCAUCAUUAUAUUGUCAGGGUGGCAGGUAAUCUGUGGAAACGACACAUAGACCAGCUGCUGAGACACCCUGCAGAUGUGGCUCUGACGCGUGGCUUUUUAGCAUCCGACUACCAGUCUACGCCGCUUGAUGUAUCUCCUGAUAUGGAUCAGCCUUAUGAGAUUGUUUCCCACUCAAUUAUACCGUCUACUUAUAUCCCUCCCACAGCAACACUGGUAGUUCAACUGGUAGUUCAACCGAAUUCUUUAUGUGAAUAUCCUGUGGAUACGGAAAAACGUUAUCCUACUCGGACAACCCAUAGGCCCCCAAAACACUUGAAAGACUACGAGUUAAAGUGA